Mauremys reevesii (Reeves's turtle) is the source of this 1451-nucleotide messenger RNA. Its product is annotated as zinc finger MYM-type protein 1-like. NCBI's taxonomy places the organism in Eukaryota, Metazoa, Chordata, Testudines, Geoemydidae. Gene Ontology annotation, molecular function: protein dimerization activity. The record is from RefSeq and is a predicted model, not a curated record. The coding region runs from base 141 to 1451 and encodes 436 amino acids. The transcript has 2 exons.
UGCCACUCCGCACCCCAAGAGGUGGAUUUUGCAGCUUUUCACCAUCUCCUUCUCUACUGCGGCUGUGGGACCAGCAGGCUGGGGAAGUAGACGACAAUAGAGGUUUUGGACUUCAAGCCCUCCUCGAUGAACUAAAACGAAUGGGAUUGUCCGUAAUGAACAUCAGAGGACAAGGCUAUGAUAAUGGUGCCAAUAUGAGAGGAUGCAUUUCUGGCGUGCAAGCUAGAUUGCUGGCAGAAAAUCCACGAGCCUUUUUUGUUCCGUGUGCAUGCCACAGCCUUAAUUUGAUUUUGUGUGAUAUGGCCGAGUCUUCUGUAGAAGCUGUGUCUUUUUUUGGUUUGCUGCAACGCAUUUACGGCCUCUUUUCAGCUGCCGCUCAACACUGGCAGAUAUUCAACGCACAUGUCAGUGGUAUUACCGUUAAGCCUCUAUCUGAGACACGCUGGGAAAGCAGAGUAGAAAGUGCAACAACGUUGAGAUAUCAAUCUGAGGAAGUUUACGAAGCGCUGGUUGCUAUUUCGGAAGAAGCCAGAGAUCCAAAAGCUAGAAGUGAGGCACAGUCAUUGGCCUCUGGAAUAUCCAGCUUCAAGUUUCUAACCUCUGUUGUUAUCUGGUAUGACAUUCUUGUUAAAAUCUCAAGGGUAAGCAAAAUAAUGCAGAGUCCAGCGAUGCAGCUUGACUCAAUGCUUACCUUACUUAACACCACGCGAGACUUUUUAGUUAAAUACAGAGCAAACGGAUUCAAAGCAGCACAGGUUACAGCAAGGGAGCUUGCCCGGGCACUCGGCGUAGAACCAAAGUUUCCGUGUCCGAACGUGACAAGGGUUUCGAGGAAAAAACGGCACACGGAAUACAAAGGAGUGGAUGAGCCCACAGACGAUCCAGAAAAGAAAUUUGAGGUUGACUUUUUUAAUGUUGUGACGGAUAAAGCAAUAUCUGCCGUCGAUGAAAGGGUCCGUACCUUACGAGCACACCAUGAACAGUUUGGAUUUUUGUAUGACAUAACUAAAUUCACCGAAAUCGGAAAACAAGAGCAGCUAAUGACAAAGUGCAAGAACCUGGAGAGCCUCCUGAAGCACGGGGAUAGUGUUGAUUUAAAUGGACUUGAACUGUACGAAGAAUUGAGGACACUGUCAUCAAUGUUGCCACAUGCAAAAUCGGUGAUGGACAUUGUGCAGUUUAUUCAUACCAGCAAACUGGUUGACACAUAUCCCAAUGUGUACAUUGCCACGCGUAUUCUACUGACAAUUCCUGUAACAGCAGCAUCAGGAGAACGGAGCUUCUCAAAACAAAAGCUCAUUAAAAACUAUCUCCGCUCUCCAAUGAGUCAGGAACGCCUGACUGGACUUGCUAUUCUUGCAAUCGAACAAGACAUCACUUUGUCUUUGUCAUACGAUGACAUUAUUACUGAUUUUGCAGACAAAAAAGCCAGCACGAUUGUUUUUCAUUAA